AUGGAUGGAUGGAUGCCAGAUCAUAUAAAAGUUUUUUGUACGACGUCCAACAUUCCCAAUUUCCUCACUGACUUCAACCUUGCUGACUUCAACCUCACUGACUUCAACCUCACUGAUUUGAACCUCAUUGACUUCAACCUCGCUGACUUCAAUCUCACUGACUUCAACCUCACUGACUUCAACCUUGCUGACUUCGACCUCACUUACUUCAACCUCACUGACUUCAACCUCAUUGACUUCGAUCUCGCUGACUUCGGUCUCGCUGGCUUCGACCUCAUUGACUUCGGUUUCGCUGGCUUUGACCUCAUUGACUUCAACCUCGCUGACUUCGACCUCACUGACUUCGACCUCAUUGACUUCGACCUCUCUGACUUCGACCUCAUUGGCUUCGACCUCACUGACCUCGACCUCGCUGACUUCGACCUCACUGACUUCGACCUCAAUGACUUCAACCUCAAUGACUUCGACCUCACUGACUUCAACCUCAUUGACUUCGACCUCAUUGACUUCACCCUCAUUGACUUCGAUCUCAUUGACUUCACCCUCAUUGACUUCGAUCUCACUGACUUCGAUCUCGCUGACUUCAACCUUGUUGACUUCAACCUCACUGACUUCGACCUCAUUGACUUCAAACUCACUGACUUCAAACUCACUGACUUCAACCUCACUUUAGGUGAGAACUGA
Messenger RNA from Oncorhynchus nerka (sockeye salmon), 684 nucleotides. RefSeq lists its product as uncharacterized. NCBI's taxonomy places the organism in Eukaryota, Metazoa, Chordata, Actinopteri, Salmoniformes, Salmonidae. The coding region runs from base 1 to 684 and encodes 227 amino acids. The transcript is spliced from 2 exons. The record is from RefSeq and is a predicted model, not a curated record.